Messenger RNA from Alexandromys fortis (reed vole), 4174 nucleotides. RefSeq names its product minichromosome maintenance 10 replication initiation factor (gene Mcm10). The transcript is spliced from 20 exons. The record is from RefSeq and is a predicted model, not a curated record. Lineage: Eukaryota; Metazoa; Chordata; Mammalia; Rodentia; Cricetidae. The coding region runs from base 225 to 2897 and encodes 890 amino acids. Gene Ontology annotation, molecular function: DNA replication origin binding; single-stranded DNA binding. Gene Ontology annotation, biological process: DNA replication initiation; DNA replication. Gene Ontology annotation, cellular component: nuclear replication fork; nucleus.
AGAAUCAGUGGCAGCGCACAGUUCCGAUGUAGCCAAUCAGAGGCGUCCUCGCCAGGCGAGCGCGUGACGUCAGAGGCGGGGCGGAGCCCAGUUGUAAUUUUUGGCGCGUUCCUGUGCGGACCGGGAAGAGGACGGGGUGUUGGCCGAGAUUCUUCUACUCAUCUCCGGGGCCGCCCACCCGAUCUGCCAUCACACUUGCUCAUCUCAACUAUUCUCUCGACAGCAUGAAUGUGGAGGAAGACGGCCUGUCUCUACUGGCAUCCCUGCUGGAGGAGAACAAGGCAGCCUUGCCUUGUCAUUCAGAAGAGAAUAACUCCUUGUCUCCCGAGGACGGUGAGCCUGAUGAAUUUGAUGAGCUUUUUGAUGCUGAUGGCGAUGGCGAAUCUUACACAGAGGAGGCCGACAGUGGAGAAGAGGGGAAGAAAGAAAGCCAGGAGGAAAAUUUGGCCACUCUCUUUGGCGAUGUGGGGGACUUAACAGAUGAUGAACUUCCUACUUCGCAAGUUGAGAACAAGGUCCUCCCUGUUCCUGCUCCCAGCCAAGAAAAAACCAAUCAGGAGUUGCAAGAGGAAUUAAAGAAGUUGCAAGAGCAGAUGAAAUCCUUACAGGAGCAGCUAAAGGCAGCAUCGAUUAAACAGCCUCCAAGUAUAGACCUUUUGCACAAAUCACCUGGAGGUGCAUCGCUUCAGCCCCCUCUUAAGGAAAAGAAAGUUCGGAGAAUUCAGGAGUCAGCAUGCUUUUCUGCAGAGCUUGAUGUCCCUGCUUUACCCAGAGCCAAGCGGGUAGCUAGGAUGCCAAAGACUCCUGCAGAGUCAUCUUCAAGGACAAGCACACCCUCACAGCCGCUACAGGUUAUUAACAAUUUUCUAGAGCCCAAAAGCUCUCCAAGACCAAAAAGUGCACCCUCACCACCACAAACUGUUCCUGGAAACAAACCCAGUGGCAUGACUAGAAAUCAGAGCACAGGAACCCCUGGGAAUUCUGAAGAACGGGCCCCACAGGCUCCCCAGGUCGCCGUGGAAGCCUUCUCAGGCCUGCGUCUCAGGCGACCGCGAGUAUCCUCCACAGAAAUGGACAGGAAAAUGAGAGGUCGGAAACUGAUCAGACUGUCUCAGAUCAAGGAGAAGUUGGCAACUGAGAACCUGGAAGAAACGGACUGGGUGACAUUCGGGGUGAUACUGAGAAAAGUCACUCCACAGAGCACUAACAGUGGGAAAACAUUUAGCAUCUGGAAACUAAAUGACCUUCGUGACCUGACGCGGUGUGUGUCCUUGUUCUUGUUUGGAGAAGUCCACAAAGAUCUCUGGAAGACAGAGCAAGGGACUGUCAUAGGACUGCUCAAUGCAAAUCCCAUGAAGCCCAAAGAAGGCUCCGAGGAGGUGUGCUUAUCUAUUGAUCAUCCUCAAAAAGUCUUAAUUAUGGGAGAAGCUAUGGACCUGGGAACCUGUAAAGCCAAGAAGAAGAAUGGAGAGCCGUGUACACAGAUUGUUAAUUUGCAUGACUGCGAAUACUGCCAGUAUCACAUCCAGGCCCAGUACAAGAAGCUUAGUGCAAAGCGGUCCGAUCUGCAGUCGACCUUCUCCGGGGGACGGAUUCCAAAGAGGUUCCGCAAAGGCACCAGCCUGAAAGAGCGGCUGUGCCAAGAUGGUUUCUACUAUGGCGGGGUUUCUUCUGAAUCCUUUGCGGCGUCCAUGGCAGCAGCUGUUGCUCCUAAGAAGAAGGUUCAAACCACUUUGACUAAUCUGGUUGUGAGGGGCACAAACUCCAUCAUCCAGGAAACAAAACAAAAACUUGGAAUUCCCCAGAAGAGCUUGUCUUGCUCCGAGGAGUUCAGGGAAUUGAUGGCCCUGCCCACAUUUGGAGCCAGAAACUUAAAGCAUUUAGCCAAAGCCAAGUCUUCAGGCGUAAUGGGGAGCCCAAAACCUGCCAUCCAGUCAAUCUCCGCAUCAGCCCUCUUGAAGCAGCAAAAGCAACAGAUGCUAGAAAUGCGGAAGAGGAAGUCAGAAGAGAUACAGAAACGAUUCCUUCAGAGCUCAACUGAAGUCCAGAGCCCAGCAGUGCCAUGUUCGUCUCAACAGUCUGCUGCCCAGUCUCCUCGAACUGGGGCCGAGUUGCCCAGGUUGGAAAAAACCACAGCCACACGGAUGCCUAAGCUUGGAAGAGGCAUCUCAGAAGGGGAUGAUGUUCUCUUUUUUGAUGAAUCUCCGCCGCCAAAACCAAAGCUGUGUGCAGCAGCAGAAGCUAAAAAGUUAGCUGCUAUUGCAAAAUUAAGGGCAAAAGGCCAGAUUCUUACAAAAACGGAUCCAAACUGUAUUGUAAGGAAGCAGAUGUGUCCCCAAGAUGUACUGGAAGUGAAGGAGCGUGCAGAGAAGAGCAACAUGGUUUCUCCUGAAGAAGAUGAGCUGGAGCCUGCCAGGAAAAAAAGGAGAGAGCAACUUGCCUACUUAGAAUCAGACGAAUUCCAGAGAAUUCUAAAAGCAAAGUCUAAGCACACAGACAUCCUGAAAGAGGCCGAGGCUGAGCUACAGAAAUCCUAUUUUGAGCCACUAGUGAAAAAAGAACAAAUGGAAGAAAAGAUGAGGAACAUCCGAGAAGUGAAGUGCCGAGUAGUGACGUGCAGGACGUGUGCCUACACCCACUUCAAGCCACUGGAGACCUGCAUCAGCGAACAGCAUAACCUCCACUGGCACGAUGGCAUGAAGAGGUUCUUCAAAUGUCCUUGUGGAAACAGGGCCAUCUCCCUUGACAGGCUCCCAAACAAGCACUGCAGUAAUUGUGGCCUCUACAAGUGGGAACGGGAUGGAAUGCUAAAGGAGAAGACCGGUCCAAAGAUAGGAGGAGAGACGCUGAUGCCGAGAGGUGAAGAGCACGCCAAGUUUCUGAACAGCCUUAACUAACCCUCUGCAGAUGGCUCCUCACAGCCGCCCUUACUUCUUGUGGCUCUGUGUUCUCCUUCUUCCUGAUUGGCACUGUGAGGAAAAAGUGCUUGGUAAGCACCCUGCCUCCUUGCUUCCCAUUGUGUGCGGGGUUGACACCAUGUUAACACUGACAGGCACUGGGAAGUCAGCCUGCCACAGUCUUUGCUGUUCACACUCCAGUGCCUGUCUUACAACAGCCACACAGAUGCUUGCCCCCAAACUGAAAGGUGACCAUGGAACUGUGCUUCUGGGUCUCCUGAUUGGAGACAGAGAAUGAAUAUUUUAAUUUAAAUCACAGUCAAGUUCAGGUGUUAAUGUGGACACCGAGAUACAAAAGAACAAAUUUCGGACGACUGUUGGUGCUUAGUUUCCUUGUGUGUAAACAAAGCCUGGGCUUUGUGUCUGUGGUACCCAGCACUCAGGUUCCGGGUGAAGAAUUUCCUUGCUGCUCAUGCGGUCUGAAUGUGUGACAUUGGAAGCCACCCCCUUUCCUUUUGUUCCACUGUUAUUUCAAGUCACUGGGCCAAUUGUGACUCAGCUCUUUGAUGCUCACAGUGCUGUUGGACUCUGAAGUAGAAAUACCUAAAGGUGGCUUUAUUAAAAUAAAGCAGAUAUACAACCUGAGAAGCUGCAAAGCAUGACUCAGAAACCAGCUGUGCAGACAGAAUUUCAUGGACUUUGGGGGUGGCGGCUAUACUUGAUUAUGUGUGUCAAGAAUCUUAAAGAUCAAAGCCUCUACUUUUCCCCAGGAACUGUAGUUCUUGAGAUCGGACUGGCUAGACAACCAUUUUUCAAAUAAAAUAGUAUUUGACCCGGAUGAGUGCUGGUGCUAUCUAAUGCUAUAGUAAACUGGAAGGAUCGUUACCCUGGAAUCUGAACUCUGACUGGACAAUGUCAAGAGUGUAAUCCUGUGGAAAGUAGUUACGAGGUUUUAAAGCACCAAGGAGACAUGGCUAUCUUUCAAAUGUUUCUGUAUUUACAAGGCUUCAUCGUGGCCUGAGUCUGGAUGCCUUUAUUUUUAAACUUUAAUUUUAAACUUCUAAGUAAUUGGAAACACAGUGGAGCCACUUCCCACUUACACUGAGUAUUGGAAGGCUUGGAUUUGUGUGUGUUGUGUGUGGUUUCCCAGAAUAUUCAGGGGUAAAGAGGAGUAGCGAGAACUGCUCAUGAGCCUCAAAUACUCAUUAAUGGAACUAGUCUUAUAAUCCUGCUUUUUGGUGCUUUUACCAACUAUUAAAUACUUUCAUACAAACUCA